AUGGCGGCCUUCAACCCCGAUUCCACUUACGGCGCACUCCUCGUCGGGGUCAUCCUCUCCGCUGUCCUCUUUGGGAUCAGCUGCACACAAGCGUACAUGUAUCAUGCGCGUUUCCCGACGGACCCCCGGCGGCUGAAGGUACUCGUGGGCGUUGUCUGGGCGUGCGAGGCGGCGCAUCUCGGACUCGUAUCACACACGCUCUACACAUGGCUCGUCACAGACUACGGCCACCCGGAGCGGCUGCUCGGCCGGCCGCCCGUGUCGCUGACGGGGUUCAUCGUCCUCACCGUCUUCGUCUCCGUCAUCGUCCAGGGCUUCUUCUCCUACCGCAUCCACGUGCUCUCGAAGUCGCGCGUCAUGGCGUAUCUGACCUAUCUCAUCACCGCCGUCCGUCUUGGCCUGGGGCUCACGAUCUUCGCGCUCGCGCUGCAGGCCGACACGCUCGCCGCGUUCAGCGUCCAGUUCGACUGGCUGCUGCUGACGAUGUGGAGCCUCACCGCCGCGGGCGACAUUGUGAUCACGCUCUCGCUGGUGUACCUCCUCUGGGUGCAGCGCGGGAAGGUGCAUAAGGAGACGGGUGCCUUUCUGGAUCGAAUUAUCAAGUGGACAAUCGAGACGGGAGUGGCUACGAGCACGUUCACUACCGUCAUGCUAAUCUGCUUCCACACGAUGCCGCAUAACUUCGUUUGGAUGGGGCUGUUCGUCAUGGAAGCGCGCAUGUUCGCCAACUCUUUGUUCGCCAGCCUCAACUCGCGCACCGUCCUGCGCGACCUGCGCCAGAACGCGUCUGGCUCGCGGAGCCACUCCGACCACGCGAUGUCGAACAUGACCCCACCGUACCCACCCCCGCCGUUUAACGCCCAGGGCAUCACCAUCGCGGUGCGGACGGACUUCGAGGUCGAGCAGGACCGGGACUCGGACCGCGGCAUGGAGACGAAGGGAACUGCAUGGUGA
Mycena indigotica is the source of this 954-nucleotide messenger RNA. RefSeq lists its product as uncharacterized. The record is from RefSeq and is a predicted model, not a curated record. The coding region runs from base 1 to 954 and encodes 317 amino acids. NCBI's taxonomy places the organism in Eukaryota, Fungi, Basidiomycota, Agaricomycetes, Agaricales, Mycenaceae. The transcript has 9 exons.